Molecule: messenger RNA, 2762 nt
Organism: Erythranthe guttata (spotted monkey flower)
Lineage: Eukaryota; Viridiplantae; Streptophyta; Magnoliopsida; Lamiales; Phrymaceae
Product: auxin efflux carrier component 7
Biological process (GO): auxin export across the plasma membrane; auxin polar transport
Cellular component (GO): endoplasmic reticulum; plasma membrane
Molecular function (GO): auxin efflux transmembrane transporter activity
Source: RefSeq, a predicted model, not a curated record
UAACACUUAUCCCUCUCUCUCUCUCUCUCAUCUCUCAUCUCUCAUCGUCUUCCGUCUUUUUCUCUCUCUAAAAGCAGUCAUUUUCUCUCUCCUCUCUUUUGCUUUGUUCAAAGUACAGAGGUAGUAGUGCUGCAGCAGGUUGGCUGCUCAGUAGCAGCAGCUAAGCAGAGCGAAAGAACACACAUAUAUACCUUUAGUCAGUACCAGUUCAAUAACUACCUUUUUUUCCUUUUCCCAUUUUGCCCUUCUUCUUCUUCGUCUUCUUCAUUCGAGAAUAACCAGAGAGAGAGAGAAAUUACAAAAUGAUAAGCUGGCACGAUCUGUACGUUGUGCUAACUGCGGUGGUCCCACUCUACGUGGCGAUGUUUCUGGCGUACGGCUCCGUCCGGUGGUGGAAGAUAUUCACCCCCGAUCAGUGCUCCGGCAUCAAUCGAUUCGUCGCCAUUUUCGCCGUUCCCCUUCUCUCUUUCCACUUCAUCUCCAAAAACGACAUCUACGCUAUGAACUUCCGAUUCAUCGCCGCCGACACCUUGCAGAAGAUCAUCAUGCUCGUGGUGCUUGGAUUCUGGGCCAAUUUCACCAAAAACGGCAGCCUCGAGUGGUCGAUUACCAUUUUCUCCCUCUCGACUCUGCCGAACACGCUCGUGAUGGGGAUUCCGCUGCUCAUCGCCAUGUACGGCGAGUACGCCGGCAGCCUCAUGGUCCAGGUGGUGGUGCUGCAGUGCAUCAUCUGGUACACGCUCCUCCUCUUCCUGUUCGAGUACCGCGGCGCCAAAAUGCUGAUUAUGGAGCAGUUCCCCGAGACGGCCGCCUCGAUUGUCUCCUUCAAGGUCGAAUCCGACGUCGUUUCGCUCGACGGCCAGGAUUUUCUCGAGGCGGACGCCGCCCUCGGCCGCGACGGGAAGCUCCACGUCACCGUGAGGAAAUCCAACGCCUCGAGGCGGUCCUUAGGGCACGGAUCCUUCGCCGGAAUAACUCCCCGGCCGUCGAACUUGACCGGAGCCGAGAUUUACAGCUUGAGCUCUUCCCGAAACCCUACCCCGAGGGCGUCUAAUUUUAACCACUCCGAUUUCUACUCCAUGAUGGGGUUCGGAGGAAGACUGUCGAAUUUCGGGAAUUCCGAUACCGGCAGACUCUCCAAUUUCAACGUGGCUGAUAUGUGUUCGGUGCAGUCGUCGAGAGGGCCAACUCCGCGGCCGUCGAAUUUCGAAGAGAAUUGCGCUCCGGGAGGUCUGAUGAACUCGCCGAGAUUCGGUUACUACCCGCCGCCGCAGCCUGCGCCGCCCACUUCUUACCCCGCUCCAAACCCUGAUAUCGCUUCAGCUAUGCCGAAAACUGCGAAAACCCACCACCACAAUCAUCACCAGCAGCAACAGGGCGGCAAGGCAAAUCACGACUCCAAGGAGCUUCACAUGUUCGUGUGGAGCUCGAGCGCGUCGCCGGUUUCCGAAGUCGGCGGCGGCGGCGGUCUGCACGUGUUCGGUGGCCAGGAUUUCGGCGGUGCUCCCGAAAAUUCCGGGAAGUCUGAUCAGGGAGCGAAGGAAAUCAGGAUGGUUGUUAAUGAUCAUCAUCUUCCUCAAAACGGGGACACCAAAGGUGUUCCGCAAACCGGGAACUUUGCCGGAGAAGACUUCAGCUUCGGGGGUGGAGAUGACGAGAAAGAAAAGGAAGGCCCCGUCGGACUGUUGAGCUCCACCGCCACCGAGGCCGCCGGAGCUAGAAAACACAUGCCGCCAACAAGUGUGAUGACACGCCUAAUCUUGAUCAUGGUUUGGCGAAAACUUAUCCGAAACCCAAACACUUACUCCAGCCUUAUCGGCCUCAUUUGGUCUCUAGUCUCCUUUAGGUGGCAUGUGCAUAUGCCUAGCAUCAUAGAGCAGUCAAUCUCUAUACUUUCUGAUGCUGGUCUUGGAAUGGCCAUGUUCAGCUUAGGUCUGUUUAUGGCACUUCAACCAAAGAUAAUCGCGUGUGGGAACACGGUGGCCUCCUUUUCGAUGGCGGUGAGGUUUCUCACCGGCCCUGCAGUUAUGGCUGCAGCUUCCAUUGCCGUCGGUCUUCGUGGGACCCUCCUCCACGUCGCUAUUGUCCAGGCCGCACUUCCACAAGGGAUUGUCCCAUUUGUGUUUGCUAAAGAGUACAAUGUUCAUCCAGCAAUUCUUAGCACCGGGGUCAUAUUUGGAAUGUUGAUCGCGCUACCGAUAACUCUGGUCUAUUAUAUUCUUCUUGGAUUGUAACGAGAUUCUUCGUCAAAGUUUCGAGAAGACGUCGAUUAAGUUGAAGCUAAGGGUGGAAUUUUAAUUUUGCAUCAAAUUCUUUUGUAGAAAUUUGGUGUUGCCUCUAAAUUGCAGAGCACAAAAAAGAAAUCAACGAAGGAAGAUAAGGUUUGUGGAGAGGGGAAGAAAAUCACAGAGGAAAACAGGGGUAGCUUAAAUUAUUACACAAGUCAAUUUUCUUCACAAUCAUUACGCAUGUAGAAGAACCAAUUAAAUAGGCUUUAAUCUUUUCGUAUUAUUUAUUUUUAUUUUUAAUUCUCUUAAUCUCGAUCGUCUUGAAUUUAAGGGGAAAACGUAAUAGUUUUUUUUUUUUUUUUCCAUUUCCCUUUUUUACUUUCUCCGGUUCUUAGCUCGUCGUGUUGAUCGUUGGUUUUGUUCAAUGUAUUUUUGGUUCGUUUGUUUGUCGUUUAGUUACUCGAUGAUGUAAAUUACCCUAGGAUGUUUAAUGAUAAUGACUUUAAUUUGUUUUCUAGUAAUUGUUAUGUUUGU